AUGGAGGCACCCAUGCUCAAGCUCUUGCUGCUGGCGCUGCUUCCUUAUGUCUCCUCUGCAGGAAACCUCUCUCGAGGAUGUCGGGAAGAUGUCGCCGCUUUUCUGUCUGACCUGAAUGCACCAAACCCCAAAGCUUAUGCUGUGAGGAUGUAUGAUUCUGUUGGGAAACUCGGCAGCAAUAUCCUUAGCGGGAACACGGACAGACUGGGCUGUUACAGCGAAUGCGUUUCUGUGGAGGCUCCUUCCGGAAGAUUCCGGGGGCAGUACUGCAAACUCCAAGUACAGCAGGACAGCAUUGAUUACUACAGUGGAGUCUGCGUACCCAGUUCCUGCUCUGACGAAGAUGUCACAGAACUCGCUAUCCUAGAAUCUUUCAGCCGUUUGGCUGGCAAAGCCUCCCAGGGAUGUCUCCUCGGCUCUAGACGGGAUCAGAGCCCUGAGUCUCCUAUGGAUUAUUUCCGGACACACCAGUCAGAUGGCGGCCUGGCAGAAUUUAGACUUCAGCCACUCCAUAUGUACUCUGUGUGUCUUUUGGUCGGCUUGUAUUCCGUCGUUCCUUGGAGAGCAUUAUGGGAGCCGUCAAAACUUCAGGUGGACAACUGCCGAAGAGUGUGGUGGGCCAAUCUGUUGCUGAUUAACAAUUUAAUUGCUGGGACAGAAUCAUGCAAUGGAUGGACGUGGUACCUUGCCAAUGACUUCCAGUUCUAUUUAACAACCCCUCUGCUCGUUUUUUUCUACACCAGAAGUAAGCGUGCACUGAUGGCGUUAGGAACCUUUCUUUUCCUGGCAACUUUCACAGUCACGGCACUGCUGUCAUUGUUUUACAGACUUCCUGUUGCGAACCCACGUGACAUGAGGGAAACAUCCACCGUGAUGUAUUUCAUGGAGUAUUAUUCGAAACCUUAUUGCCGAUAUGGUCCAUUUCUGGUCGGCAUCCUCUUAGGACUCUUCACCUACCAACAACCAACCCCGGUCUUAAGAACCAAGACGCAGGCUUCUCUCGGAUGGCUUUGUGCAAUGUUCUCCAUGUUCAUGGUGGUCACUCUGGCUUACACCUUAGAGGCCUCCCUCGAUGCCUACUCACUUUCUGUGGCCCUUUACCAGGCCGUUCACCGGACAGUUUGGGCAGCUGCUGUGGGGUGGAUCAUUUUUGCUUGUGAGGAAGGCUUUGGAGGUUUCAUCAACUGGUUGCUGUCAUGGGGCAUUUGGGCUGUGGUAGCAAAAAUCAGCUACGCCUGCUAUUUGGCGCAUCCCAUGUUGAUCUUGCUGUACAACGGACUUCAGGAAACUCUCAUGCACUACUCUGACAUCAACAUGUUCUACCUGUUCCUUGGACACUGCCUGAUGACAUUCGUUGUUGGACUGGCAUUGACGGUGAUGAUUGAGAUGCCUCUUCAGGAGUUAAAGCAGUCUUGUGGAAAUCGACGGGUGGUUCCAUUGUAA
This is a messenger RNA of Gekko japonicus, 1443 nucleotides long. RefSeq names its product nose resistant to fluoxetine protein 6-like. The record is from RefSeq and is a predicted model, not a curated record. NCBI's taxonomy places the organism in Eukaryota, Metazoa, Chordata, Lepidosauria, Squamata, Gekkonidae. Bases 1 to 1443 code for a protein of 480 amino acids. Gene Ontology annotation, molecular function: acyltransferase activity, transferring groups other than amino-acyl groups. The transcript is spliced from 11 exons.